Messenger RNA from Cavia porcellus (domestic guinea pig), 6784 nucleotides. RefSeq lists its product as uncharacterized. NCBI's taxonomy places the organism in Eukaryota, Metazoa, Chordata, Mammalia, Rodentia, Caviidae. The coding region runs from base 839 to 3838 and encodes 999 amino acids. The record is from RefSeq and is a predicted model, not a curated record. The transcript is spliced from 9 exons. Gene Ontology annotation, biological process: T cell receptor signaling pathway; regulation of cytokine production. Gene Ontology annotation, molecular function: signaling receptor binding. Gene Ontology annotation, cellular component: external side of plasma membrane.
UCCAACGGUGACUGCUUCCAGCUUCCAGCAUUGAGAGCCAGAGAGAAAAGUCUCUAACUGGAAAUGCCCAGGAUCUCAGAGACCUAGCCCCACAGCAAGAGUGAAUGUAGGUUUCUCCAGGGGUUCCCAUCUAUAAUAAGGGUGAGUUCCCAGGUGGGCAUGGUACCACAUGCCUAGAGUCUUAGCUGCUCUAAAUCCUGAGCUAGAAAAAUCGUAAAUUCAAAGCCAGCUCAGGCAGUAGUCUCAAAAAAAGAAGGCGGGGGAGUGGGGAACGAGAGAGGGAGAAAAAGAGAAAGAAAAAAAGAAAGAGAAAGAAGAAAAAGAAAGAUUCUGAUGUGGGAAAUGUUUAUUUAGUACCAAUUGUUUAUUUAGUCAGUGAUCCCUCGAUCUGUGAUCCUCAAAUGAGAACACAGACACAAAAGAGUCUAUGAAGAUUUCAAGAGAAGUCAGAGGUGCAAACCUGUAAGGUGGCCCUGGUGAAACUAAAGAAUUUCCUAAAAAGCAAAGAACCUGAUCAAGGACUUCAAUCAAAUUAUUGUUGAGAAAUGGCAAGUUUCCAUCAUACAUACCCAGUCGUGCCACAGGAUGGAGACAAAGCCUUUGACAGAUGGACCCGUGAAGGUCAUUGAAGAUUCAACCAACUACAAGCCAUGAGAUUAUAAGAAAUUGCCAAAAGAAUAUAUAAAGGAGGAUAGCAAGAUGGUACAAAGCUGAGUGCCCUGAGUGACCCUGAAAACCCCAAAACUUUCAGAUAUAAGAGCAAGAAGAUCCCUUUCUGCUUAAUGUUAACACCACAGGCUCUUCUCCUGCAUCACCAGCACAUAGCCCUGUGGUUACCAUGCCUUGGUCACCAAAGAAGCAGCAAAUCUCUCCAAUUUACCAUGGCAACCUCUUCUUGCUAUAUCUUUGUUUCCAGUUUCCCACAUUAAUUUCAGGAGAAUUCCAAAUCCAGGGGCCUCAUGAACCUGUGGUGGCUCUGGUGGGUGGUGAAGCAGAGCUACCGUGCUACCUCUUACCUCGCCAAAACGCUCAUCAUAUGCAGAUACGCUGGUCACGCUUCCUGUCCUCCCAGGUGGUGCACGUGUACAAGGAUGGGAUGGACCAGCCUGGAGAAGCCUUGGGGGAGUAUUCAGGGAGGACAAUACUUGUAAAAGAUGCUAUCUCUAUAGGGAUUGUGGUCCUGAGAAUCCUCAAUGUCCAGCCCUAUGACAAUGGGCUAUAUCGCUGUGGAUUCCAACAUGACUCUUUCUACAGUGAUACACUGAUUGAGCUGAAAGUCGCAGUUGUAGGUUCAGAUCCUCACUUUCAUGUGGAGGUUACUAAAUUCGGAGAAAUCCAAUUGGAGUGCAAGUCAGCAGGCUGGUUCCCUCAGCCCGUGAUUCAGUGGAUAAACUCUCAGGGAAAAACAAUUCCCUCUGUGUCUCAGACUCACAGCCAGGACAAGAGAGGCCUGUUCCAGGUAACUGCAUCACUGCUACUCAGAAAUCCUUCUGAGAAUGUGACCUGUUCUAUCUGGAACGAAGUCCUGAAUCAGAAAAAAGAAGAACAAUUGUCCGUAGCAGUCGCAGAAUACUCGUUCUACACACUAAUCAUGGCUGUGAUGGCAACUGUUAUACUACUAUUGAUUCUCGCAAUCAUUGGAUUUUGUUUAUACAAACACAGACAAGGUACAAGAAAGAACUCAAAACCUAGAACAGCCAGGAAAAAAAACUCUUCACAUUGGGCUACUACCUGCCUUUCUCAGCAGGAUCCAGGUGAACAAAGGGAGGUGCCCUUUACUUCCUCCUUGAGGAACAAAGGUAAAAGUCCCAGCAAUCAGCUCCUGGCUUCCUCCACUAGCAAGAAACAGGUGAAUCAAGAGGAGAGUCCCCGUGACAAGCCACUUCCUUCACCCACUAAAGGGACCCCGGUGCUCCAAGGACAGAGGCCCGGCGAUCAGCUCCUGGAUUCCUCCACUAGCAGGAAACAGGUGAAUCAAGAGGAGAGUCCCCGUGACAAGCCACUUCCUUCAUCCACUAAAGGGACCCCGGUGCUCCAAGGACAGAGGCCCGGCGAUCAGCUCCUGGAUUCCUCCACUAGCAGGAAACAGGUGAAUCAAGAGGAGAGUCCCCGUGAAAAGCCACUUCCUUCAUCCACUAAAGGGACCACGGUGCUCCAAGGACAGAGGCCCGGCGAUCAGCUCCUGGAUUCCUCCACUAGCAGGAAACAGGUGAAUCAAGAGGAGAGUCCCCGUGAAAAGCCACUUCCUUCAUCCACUAAAGGGACUCCGGUGCUCCAAGGACAGAGGCCCGGCGAUCAGCUCCUGGAUUCCUCCACUAGCAGGAAACAGGUGAAUCAAGAGGAGAGUCCCCGUGACCAGCCACUUUCUUCCUUCACUUAUGGGACCACGGUGCUCCAAGGACAGAGGCCCGGCGAUCAGCUCCUGGCUUCCUCCACUAACAGGAAACAGGUGAAUCAAGAGAAGAGUCCCCGUGACCAGCCACUUUCUUCCUUCACUUAUGGGACCCCGGUGCUCCAAGGACAGAGGCCCGGCGAUCAGCUCCUGGAUUCCUCCACUAACAGAAAACAGGUGAAUCAAGAGAAGAGUCCCCGUGACCAGCCACUUUCUUCCUUCACUUAUGGGACCACGGUGCUCCGAGGACAGAGGCCCGGCGAUCAGCUCCUGGAUUCCUCCACUAACAGGAAACAGGUGAAUCAAGAGAAGAGUCCCCUUGACCAACCACUUUCUUCCUUCACUUAUGGGACCACGGUGCUCCAAGGACAGAGGCCCCGAGAUCAGUUCCUGGAUUCCUCCACUAACAGGAAACAGGUGAAUCAAGAGAAGAGUCCCCUUGACCAGCCACUUUCUUCCUCCACUUAUGGGACCACGGUGCUCCGAGGACAGAGGCCCCGAGAUCAGUUCCUGGAUUCCUCCACUAACAGGAAACAGGUGAAUCAAGAGAAGAGUCCCCUUGACCAGCCACUUUCUUCCUUCACUUAUGGGACCACGGUGCUCCGAGGACAGAGGCCCCGAGAUCAGUUCCUGGCUUCCUCCACUAACAGGAAACAGGUGAAUCAAGAGGAGAGUCCCCGUGACCAGCCACUUUCUUCCUCCACUUAUGGGACCACGGUGCUCCAAGGACAGAGGCCCCGAGAUCAGUUCCUGGCUUCCUCCACUAACAGGAAACAGGUGAAUCAAGAGGAGAGUCCCCGUGACCAGCCACUUUCUUCCUCCACUUAUGGGACCACGGUGCUCCGAGGACAGAGGCCCCGAGAUCAGCUCCUGGCUUCCUCCACUAACAGGAAACAGGUGAAUCAAGAGAAGAGUCCCCGUGACCAGCCACUUUCUUCCUUCACUUAUGGGACCACGGUGCUCCGAGGACAGAGGCCCGGCGAUCAGCUCCUGGAUUCCUCCACUAACAGGAAACAGGUGAAUCAAGAGGAGAGUCCCCUUGACCAGCCACUUUCUUCCUUCACUUAUGGGACCACGGUGCUCCAAGGACAGAGGCCCGGCGAUCAGCUCCUGGAUUCCUCCACUAACAGGAAACAGGUGAAUCAAGAGAAGAGUCCCCGUGACCAGCCACUUUCUUCCUUCACUUAUGGGACCACGGUGCUCCGAGGACAGAGGCCCCGAGAUCAGUUCCUGGCUUCCUCCACUAACAGGAAACAGGUGAAUCAAGACGAGAGUCCCCGUGACCAGCCACUUUCUUCCUCCACUUAUGGGACCACGGUGCUCCGAGGACAGAGGCCCCGAGAUCAGUUCCUGGCUUCCUCCACUAACAGGAAACAGGUGAAUCAAGAGGAGAGUCCCCGUGACAAGCCGCUUCCUUCCUCCACUAAUGGGAUCUGGGUGUACUGAGGGGAGUGUCCCAAUGAUCAGAUCUUCCCUUCCUCAACUGUAGAGACCUAGGUGAACAGCUAAGAGACCCAGAGAUGGGCCCCUUCCUUCCUCUCCCAGUGAGACCCAAAUAAACCAAGGAAGAGUCCCUGAAAUCUGCUCCUCCAUUCCUCCCUCCACUGGCAGGACCUUUGUGUCCCUCUGGAAGACACCCAUAGAUCAGCGCCUGCAUCACUCCAUGGGCAGGACCCAGGUGUAUUACAGGGAGAUUCCUGGAAAUCAGCUCUUCUCUCCCUCUGUUGGCAGUUUCCAGUGAUGACCACAGUUUGAAAGCCAAAGAUUCCUCCUACCCUCUCUAGGCAAGGCCAGGAAACUAACAGGAAAGUCAGUGAUGCAUCAAACCUCCAGGUAGCGCCCAAAUGAUGGACUAGCAAUCCAAAACAUCAGUAACAGUAAGAGACAGCAGGUGGUAAGUUAGGUGAACCUGCAUUGUGCCUAGAGACAAAGACACUCAGAAUAAAAGCAGGCAGGUAGGGCUGUCCCCCAUUCUUUCUUUCUUUCUUUUUAAUUUGUUUUCCUUUCUAAAUGGCUGGUGAGAACUCCAGCCACAGAAACUAACCUCAAACCCCAAAUUCAUAGAUGAAGUUCAGCCUCAAACCCAGUACAAACACACCUGCAAUGUUGGUCAUAGUACACAUUUCUAGGGUCCAAACUUAGACCUGCCCUAGAACAAUAGACACUAGAGGAAUUUCACAGGUUUUAUUUUCUCUGAUUAGUUUUCCUCUUUGUAGGCUGGAUUAGUGACUUUUUCCUCUUUCUUUCUGCUCUGCUUUGUCCUGUUUUGUUUUUCUUUCAGUAUGUUUGGUUGUUUUUCAGUGCGUAGUUGUUUUUGUUUCCUGGUGAUUUUUUUCUUUUCUUUUUUUCUUUCAUGAUUUAGAACCUUAACCUUUCUUUUUGUUUUACUCUAUUUGUCCUCUCCCUCUCCUGAAUUAUCUUGCUUGAUUUGAUAAUACUUUCAUAUGAGUAAACAUUGUCUCUUCCCUUUCUAUUUCACUUCAAUACUCCUAGGCUUUUUCUUCCAAUUCUUCCCACUUGUGUCCUUUAAUUACCCCAAAUUUGGAUGAUCAUCCCAUGCCCCUAACUUUACUUCUACAAUAUUUAACCUCAUUCAUUUCUGCAUCCUACCUGGACACAAUUGAAUUACCAAAACUAAAUCACAAGAAUAUAAAAAUUGUAACACAGUAUCAGACAAUAAAAUUGAAAAUGUAGUUAACAACCUACUAACAAAGAAAUGCCAAGGUACUUACAGAUCCACUUUUGAAUUCUAUAAGAAAUUUAAAGAACUAAUGCUACUAAUGCUGAAACUCUUUAAAGAAACUGAAAGGGAAGCAAUACUUCCAGUUAUUCCUAGAAGCAAAUAUUACUCUGAUUUCAAAACUAGAAAAGAAUCCAACCAAAAAAAUAAAAAGAAAAGAAAACUACAGGCCACUCUCCCACAAUGAACAUAGACAUAAAAUUUCUCAAAAAGACACAGGCAAAAGAAUGAAGCAAAUUACUAAGAUGAUUAUACACCAUGACCAAGUAGAAUUCAUCCAAGGAAUGCAGAGAUGGUUCAACACAUGCAAAUCAAUAAAUGUAAUACACCAUAUUAACAGAAUCAAAGACAAAAAUCAUGUGAUCAUCCCAAUAAAUGCAGAAAAAGCAUUUGACAAAGUUCAACUCCCAUUCGUGGUUUAAAAAACACCUACAGAUUGUAAUAAAGGAUUGUAAUAAAGGAUGUAAUAAAUUGUAAUAAAGGAUCUUUAUCUCAACCUGAUAAAAGCCAUCUACGACCAACAAACAGUUGACAUCCUACUAAAUGGUCAAAAAUGAAAAACUUUUGCUCUAAAAUCAGGAACAAGACAAAGAUAUCCACUAUCAUCACUCUUAUUCAAUAUAGUUUUGGAAACAUUAGUUAAAGCAACUAGAAAAGAGAAAAAAAGGAACAAGGAUAAUUAUCAUUAUUGCAAAUGACAGGAUAUUCUACAUAGAAGAUUUUAAAAGUCCAGCAAAAGACUUGUAAAUUUAAAAACCAGAUUCAGUAGUGUAGCUGGAUACAAAAUCAACAGCAUUCCUGCACACAAGCAAUGAACUCACAAAGAGUUAGGGAAUCACACCCUUUACAACGGCAUCUAAAAAAUGAAAUACUUAAUCUAGCAAAGGAAGUAAAAGAUCUAUAUAUUGAAAAUUACAAUACUAUUCCAUUUCAUAUGACUUUUUCAUUACAUGUUUAUGGGAGUAUCUUUUGUUUUGUCUCUUUGUUUUGUUUCUCCCUUUAAUAUAGAAAGGAUAGAAAUACAUGUAGAGACUCAUGCAUGCGUAGAACCUAUAAACAGUUUAUGAGGCCUGAUCUUAUAACACAUGAUGAAAUGAACAACUACUGAAGAAAAAGAGACAUUAUAGUACUGAGUGCUGAUCCCAUAGUGUAAUGAUGUGAAAUCCAGCAAUACUAUUAUUCUUUGUUCAGAGUGAUUUUAGCCUGCUUUGGUUUGGUUAAUCUCAACAUACAUGAAUAUAUGGAUAACUGCAUGUAUGUUUAGGUGUAUAGGAUUGUUAACCAUAUUACUAAGUUCUUGUUGGAUAGUUGAACAGAACUGUUUGCAGUCUCACUGUUUGAAUGUCCACUUUGUGUGCUUCACUUUUAUAUCUUGAACAACUAUUUGUAAGAAGACAAUAUGUAAUUAUCAACUAGCAAUUUCUUUCUCUUUAUUUUUUCUUUGAAAUUACGUAUUAUUUUUACCCUUUUUGUCUUGUUUAUUCUCGCUUUAAAUAAAAUUUAAAAAAGAAAGUACUAUGAAAUGUGAAACCAAAGAAGAUAUCAGAAAAUGGAAAGAUAUCCCCAGCUCAUGAGUAGAAUGAGCCAACAUGGUGAAAAUGGCUAUAUUCCCAAAACUGUUAUACAGAUUCAAUAAAACCCUGAUCAAAAUA